Procambarus clarkii (red swamp crayfish) is the source of this 596-nucleotide messenger RNA. Its product is annotated as small ribosomal subunit protein mS37. Gene Ontology annotation, biological process: mitochondrial translation. Gene Ontology annotation, molecular function: RNA binding. The record is from RefSeq and is a predicted model, not a curated record. Gene Ontology annotation, cellular component: mitochondrial ribosome; mitochondrion; nucleoplasm. Lineage: Eukaryota; Metazoa; Arthropoda; Malacostraca; Decapoda; Cambaridae.
GUCAAAAUGUGUGUGUGUGUGUUGUGGGGCGACUCGUACCCGGCCCCAACACGCUCCUUGUUGUUCCUUAGCUCCGUGAGAGCCGCCAGGAACCCCAGAGCCAGGAACCAGCAGGCUCCUGCACACGCCACACACACCCCUCUUAGUACAGUAGCUAACAUGAGACUGACACCUAUUUCAUUCACCUCGCUGUAUUAUAUUAACAAUGUUCGACCAAAAAAUGGAAGAAGACCUGCUCGUAGACCCUUCGCGUUCACCGAUGUCCUUCCAAUGUUUCUAAGAGAUCAUGUAUCUGGGAAGAAUGAUAGACAGCAGAAUGUUGCUUGUCUUCAGGAGAUGUCCAUUCUGUUUGCUUGUAUGAAAAAAAAUGAAUUCACUCAAGCAUUUUGCUCAAAAGAAAUUGAAAGCUUUCAAAGUUGUCAUAAGGAGUUCAUGCAUUCACAAAGGAUGAAGAACGCUCAGGAAAGACAAGGGCUUCUCGUACCUGGUGAGAAGAAUCUUUCCCACAAGCAACUUAAUGUACUUUUGAAGAAAUACCCUCAGCCUAAGUAAGCAAUUUGUAUAAAGUAUUGUACAUAUAAAUAGUAUAAAUAAAA